This is a messenger RNA of Cylindrotheca closterium, 864 nucleotides long. NCBI's taxonomy places the organism in Eukaryota, Bacillariophyta, Bacillariophyceae, Bacillariales, Bacillariaceae. The record is from the annotation of a GenBank genome assembly.
AUGGGUCUCUUUAGUAAGAAGAAAAAGGAAAAGUCGCCCAAACCCUCGGCGACAAUGUCUGCAGCACCUGCAGUCUCACGGCCACCUCCAACGUCAGUACCAAAACAACAAAUCAUGAAGAUUAUUGGAGAUGAAAAGUACAUCAGUCAUGAACGAAUCGACUCUAAUGGUCGCAAAGUCAUGCAGACACAAAAAGUCAAACUGACUCCAGCAGAGAAGGAAGAGUUUGGCAUAUCUAGUUCACCUCAGAGAGCACAAUCUCCACCUGCAAUGCGAGAAGCGCUCCCUGAACAAGCUUAUCAGCAACAAAAUCCUGUCCAACGAAAGCCUCCUCCACAGCAUCAGCAGCAACAACAACACAAGAAUGGAAACAUCAUGCGAACACCAGAUACUUCUACUAAUGAUACCAAAACUGAAGUGACAAACGUGUCCUUUGGUGACGAAUCGAUGGCCAAAAUCGAAAUUACCCGCGAAUUGGUCAAGAAGUUCAUUUCGGAUAUUUGGAAUCGGGGUGAAGUAGAAAUGAUUCCUCAAGUAUGUCAUCCUUCCUUGCGUUUCAAUGGGCAUGUCGGCAUGGACCGAGUUGGACACGAAGGCUUUGAACGGAUGGUGACUACUGUUAGAGAAGCACUGACAGACUACCACUGCGAGAUUCACAGCAUGGUCGUGGAAUCCAACAAGGCCUUUUGUCGUCUACGAUUUACGGGCAAACAUACUGGAAAUCUAUUGGGAUAUGCUCCUACGGGCAAGACUGUCUCGUGGAUGGGGGCAUCGGAAUUUACGUGCAAGAACGGAAAGAUUCUAAAAGUGUGGGAGUUGGGUGAUGUCAAGUCGUUGGAGGACCAAUUGAGAGAUGCGGACUGA